Notodromas monacha is the source of this 4452-nucleotide messenger RNA. Lineage: Eukaryota; Metazoa; Arthropoda; Ostracoda; Podocopida; Cyprididae. The record is from the annotation of a GenBank genome assembly.
AUGGAAAACGAAAGGGAGAGGCAAGAGUAUGUGUUGAAUGACACCGGCAAGAUUUACGUGGGAUCAUUCAAACAAGCCAGGGGACGGCGAUGGGUCUUUGCGCAGUUCGACGAUACCGUGCUGCCCGCCUCGAUCAUGGCCCUGGAGCUCGCCAAAAUGUCCUCCGCCGAUAGAUCCAGCCCCAUCAAAGUCGCCAGGGCCAUUUCCGCAAUUGUGAACCAGAAUAACGAGAACGGGAUCGUGCAUGGGCGUUGGGACGGAAGUUACGCAGACGGAACCGCGCCUUACGACUGGACAGGAAGUGCUUCCAUCCUGGAGAAAUACUUGGAAUCCGGUGGGAAACCCAUCAAGUAUGGGCAGUGCUGGGUCUUCGCAGGUGUCGCAGCCACAAUUUGCAGAGCUUUAGGAAUCCCGUGUCGACCAGUGUCGAAUUUCGUGUCAGCCCACGACACUGACGCGACAUUGACAGUGGACAAGUAUUUCGACGUUCAUGGAGAAGAAAUUCAAGGGGGGCCUUCGGGAGACUCUUUCGACUCCAUUUGGAAUUUCCACGUGUGGAAUGAAGUGUGGAUGACCCGACCUGACCUGCCCCAGGGCUACGGGGGUUGGCAAGUCAUCGAUUCCACUCCUCAAGAACAAUCUGAUAGCAUUUAUCAACUGGGUCCGACGUCAGUUUUGGCUGUGAAACGUGGUGAAGUCGGGUUGCUUUACGACACCCCUUUCGUGUUUAGCGAAGUGAACGCCGAUGUGAUGCACUGGCUGCAAGACCUGAAAUCUGACUGGGGAUUCUCUCUGCACAAACAAUCCACUGAUCAUGUUGGCAGAAAGCUAUUGACGAAAAAUCCGUAUAGAGAUGACGACUUUGGCGACUCAGAUGCUUUGGACAUCACCCUGGACUACAAAGAUAGCGAAGGUUCGAAUGAAGAAAGGAUGUCAGUGAUGAACGCCGUGCGAGGAGUGGAAGGAGCGCGUCGAUUUUACAACGCCCGCGAUGUUGUGGAGGAUGUGACUUUCGAGCUGGCAGACAUUGAAAAAAUCGGCGUGGGGAAGCCAUUCAGAAUCACUGUUACCAUUGUUAACAAGAGUAACGAAAUCAGGACAAUCAAGUCGACCAUUUCAGCUGCUUCCGUUUAUUACACCGGUGUGAAGGCAAAGUUGAUCAAGAAAAGCGGCGGAAAAUUCGCAGUUCGACCGAGAUACAGGGAAACUUUGAGCGUUGAUGUAACAGAAGAAGACUACUUGGAUCGUCUGGUUGACUACGGAAACAUCAAAAUUUACGCCCUUGCCACAGUGGAAGAAACCAAACAAACAUGGAGUGCCGAGGAUGAUUUCAUCAUUGAAAAACCCAUAUUGAACAUCCAGAUCAGAGAUGCUGUUGUGGAAGUGGGGAAGCCGUUAACCGUGGCUUUCUCCUUCAAAAAUCCUCUGAACGCGACAUUGACUGACUGCAGAUUCAUGUUCGAAGGCCCUGGGUUGCAGCGACCUCGUCGAGUCUCAAUCAAAGACAUCACGCCCAGAGAAAAUGUGGUGCACACUGAGAAGUUCACUCCGAAGCGGGAAGGGAAAAGGAAAAUCGUGGCGACGUUUGCUUCCAAGCAGUUGAUAGACAUUACGGGAUCAACAUCCGUCAUGGUUAAGCCGCACUGUGCUUGGGUCGUGUUUCGAAGGAGUCGACUUAAGCUCGGCAGGGCAUCCAUCAUGGGCAAGAAUCUUUGUUUGGCUUACUUUUUAUACCUAAUCGGAGGCUUCUGUGGACUCCAUCAACUCUACCUCAACCGGUCCUUCCACGCACUUGCGAUAUUCACCACAUGUGGUGCUUUCUUCGGUCUCGGAAUCAUCCGUGAUUUCUUCUGGAUCCCGACGUAUGUUAGAAGUGCGAAUAAUGACGGAGCUUUCAUAGAAGAUCUCGCGGAUAGAAUGCGUCGACAUCCGAAGCCGCCGUUUUCUUGGUCACGGUACGGCGGGCAACUCCUGGUUGGCAUGAUCUGGGGCUCUUGGUUUGUUGCAGCUAUUCCGGAAAAUGACAUCAUUAAAGGGACAUUGAAUAUUCGCGGACUCCGUACAUUGAUGCCUGCUGUAUGUGCUCUGGGCACAUGGCUAGUUGGAAACAUCGGGCACGAGAGAGGAAACUUCAAAGCUCCACUUUUGGCUGGUUAUCUGGCCUACUUUGUGUACGGAUUGAACGAUAGGUCGAUCACUUCUUGUACUCUUGCUUCUGCGAGUGCUUUCAACAAGUGGAGUAGAGAAUGGCGUCGAACUCCCAGUCCUCGUCGAUCACUUGUCAGGAGGCUGUUCUCGGUAGUUGCCUUGGUUCUCCUAUUUUACGCCGUUGUCUUCUCCUACUUGUACUUCAAUUGUUCUGUGAAAGACAACUCCGGAGUGGAGACAAGAUGCAAAGACGCUUUUAUAAACUUCCUCAAUUCGCCGGCAUGGAAAGAUUUCAAGGUACAACUUGGCCACUUGUGGACCUACGGACGCGAACAUGGGUGGAGUCGCAUCUGGAAAGAAAUUAUCAACUCAAUAGAUCCACUUGGCGAACAAAACGCCUUGGAGAUUCUUGGGUUGGACUCAUCUGCCACCCAAGAAGACAUUACGUCUGCGUACCGAAAGCUUUCCAGGCAGUGGCAUCCAGACCGGUUCAAGGAAGAAUUUAAAAAGAUUGAUGCCCAAGAAAAAUUCAUUGAAAUUCAGCAAGCGUACGAAAAAUUGUCUGAUAUUAAGGCUAAGCGACGGCGCCAGAAUCGGAAAUCGCAGACGGAAUCUGAUUCUGAAUCCCAACCGGAGUUCAACGUGCAUGAAGAUCUUUUUUAUUUAUUGAGGUUUGAGUACGUGUUAUCGCGAUUGUGCGUGAGUUCGGGUGCUAGCGAAUCAGUGUUUUCUAUGGAAUUCCGCGCAAGUGCUGAGUUACUUUUGCGGAAUGCGAUUGCCAGUGAUAGUCGUCCGGCUUCACCUGCGAGAAAACGGAAGACGGAAAAGAAAUGGAUGAACAAGGUUGCGGAAUGUGGACAAGCGUAUCGUCCAACGGAAGUAGAACACGUGGCGAAUAUAAUUUCGCAUGCGAUUUGGAUCUUUCCGAGUACCCAUUUACUUCUGAGUAUGCUUGACAUGUCGGUGAAUGUUCGACAAUCUGUUGCGGCUUGGACAUUUGGUUCGGCUUUGAUUUUGCUGUUCUUGGUUUCUACUUUGUUCCACGUCGUUUCAUGGAUCGGUAACAUGCCGCUGUUGAAGGAGUUCUUCCAUCGUGGAGACCGAGCGAUGAUUUACAUUUUCAUCGCUGCAUCUUACUUCCCGUGGUUGACGUUGCUUCCGCUUCCGGCUGGCACGUUUACAGAGACGCUUCCGAUGACAAUUUGGGUGCUUGCAUCUUUGGGCAUACUCUAUCAGCAAAUCUUCCAUGAGCAAUACAAGUGGCUCGAGAUGCUUAUUUAUAUGUGUGUUGCCGGAAUCCCUGGAAUUACGAUAGCUCUUGAAAUCGACGAAUUGCAUGGACUGGACGAGCUUGGCAUAGGAGGGUUGUUUUAUAUCAUUGGGAUGGUGUUCUUCAAGUCGGACGGACGCAUACCGUUCGCACACGCAAUCUGGCACCUGCACGUCAUUUGCGGGUCGAGUUUACAUUAUUCUGCCAUAUGCCGGUACCUCCUGGGCGGGUCGGUGAUCGGGUUGGUGGUGAACGCAAUAAAAGGAAUCAAGUCGGACAUGUCUCGUUGGCGAUGGAUCUUUUGUGAUGAGCGACUGGUGAAUGAAGAUAGUCCCGACUCCACUUACGGUGCUUACAAAGCUCAGCUUGGGUCGUCUGAUGUUCUGGAAAAUUUCAUCCUCCCCAGAUUCGCUGAUCCUGAUGCGGAAUUAGUGGCUGAUGAUUACGAGACGAAGUUGAAGCGAUUGUUUCCUGCGGGCUCGGAUUGGCCGUCGUUCGAUCUUUUGAUUCUUGGUGUCGGGGAAGACGGCCACACGGCGUCUCUCUUCCCGGGACACGAACUGCUUUCUGAGGAUCACCGAUGGGUAGCCCCCAUCACCGAUUCUCCGAAGCCGCCGCCGAAUCGCGUCACUUUAACGUUGCCUGCGAUCAAUCAUGCGAAGCAGUGCGUUUUCGCAGCGUUCGGCGCCGGGAAAGCGGACAUUUUGAAGAGAAUUCUCGUGGACGGUGAGGAGUUGCCGGCGUUUCUGGUGAAUCCUCCGGAUGGAAAAGUUGUUUGGAUUCUAGAUGAAGCAGCAGGUGUUAAUCUCCCGAAGGAACAUGCGUGAUCAUCUCGUUGUUUCAAAUUAUUUGAACGGCUUCUUACAAUCAAAUGUUGCACAAAAUUACGUUUAUGUCAUUCAAUAGCUUUUCAGUGUCGGGCGUCGAGGAGAAAAACAUUUCUAUGUCUUGCAAGAAUUGUGCUGUGAAAAUCUGGAUAAUAGGAUUUAUGUUUCUCUGUUUUGGGUGCAUUAUUCAUAGCACGGAUUUCAAAG